CAUUAGCUUUGACAGAUGGCCUGGGGUGGACGCUCGGGGAAGUUGGGCAAGUGUCCAGGAGCCCUUCCCACAACCUGUGUGACGUCUGAGAUCUAAAAUUAUUUCACAAUGAAGUUGUAAAAAUCAACUUAAAUGGGCCACCAAGGACAUGGGGAAGAUGCUGGGGGGCGACGAGGAGAAGGACCCUGACGCGGCCAAGAAGGAGGAGGAGCGCCAGGAGGCGCUGCGACAGGAGGAGGAGGAGCGCAAGGCCAAGUACGCCAAGAUGGAGGCGGAGCGCGAGGCCAUGCGGCAGGGCAUCCGCGACAAGUACGGCAUCAAAAAGAAGGAGGAACGCGAGGCCGAGGCCCAGGCCGCCAUGGAGGCCAACGCGGAGGGCAGCCUGACGCGGCCCAAGAAGGCCAUCCCGCCGGGCUGCGGAGACGAGCCGGAGGAGGAGGACGAGAGCAUCCUGGACACGGUCAUCAAGUACCUGCCCGGGCCGCUGCAGGACAUGUUCAAGAAGUAACGCCCGGAGCCCCCACCCCGCCGCCCCUCGCCCACGCCCCGUCCCCGCCCUCCGCGGAGGCCCCGAAGGGAUGUCGGGAGCAGAGUGCAGCCCCCCAGCGCCAAUAUAAGCCAUAGUCCUGAGUCUACACGCCCCCCGCCCCCCCGCGCCUCGGGAGCCUCCGCUCGCCCCCUCCCCGCACUGCGUCGCCGCCGCCACCGUGGGAGGGGCGCCCGACCCCCAGGGCCCCGCGGCCGGACCCCGUGCUCCUCGGGCCGCGAGUGGCUUGGCCCCUCCCCAGAGCCUGGACCGCCCCUUACUGCCCCCGCCCUUCACCGCCCGCCCAGAGGCGCCUGAGGCCCCGGCCACCGACAGGGCCAGCCCCUCGACCACCCCUGGGUGCGCGGUCCCAGCGUUGGUGAGCGCUUUUCCGGGCCCAAACUCAGGAGCACAGCCAUAGUGGGGGUGCUGGAAGGGGCGAGCAGCUGGUGCCUGGGGCCCCACCCGCGGGGCAAGGUGGGAAGCCGCUCCCCGUCCGCAUCAGCCUGGCCCCCAACCCCCUCCCCUCGUACUGACACCUGGUUGCUGGUCCUCUGCCUCUUCCUGUCCGUGGCUGCCCACCUCGCCCCCUCCGAACCUGUCACAGUCAUUGUCCCCCGUCUCUCUGUGCUUCCCUACCCCGCCUUGGCCCACCCCUCUGGAAGGGUUUGCUUCUUUUGAAUGCCGUGGCCCCUUUCUUAAACUAAGGGAAACAAAGCAAUACGAUUAGGGGGGAAAUUCUCAUACACCCCCGCUGCCCCGCCCCGAGUGUGGCACACACAGAAUCCUUCACACGCUCCCCUCGAGUGUGUGUGGGCCCGGCCCGCCCUGGUUGGCACCGAGGCUUCGGGGGACGGCCCUGCCCUCACCAAACGCCCCACCCCGUGAACAAGAGCUAGAGAGGCCCAGAGCCCCGGGACCUGAGUGCCGCGAGCCGGGAGGGGUGUGUCCCUGCGCUCCUCCGCUGCACGGCGGAGGCCUCGCUGGGUCAGGCCCCGAGCUGGGGGCUGCGAGGUGUCCUUGCGCGACGCCGAGAGGGAUCAGACAGAAGCGCCGACCAACCUGGGCCUCCCGCAGCCCUCCGUUUCCUCCAUCCUUGUUUAAUUUGCAUCACAAUGUGUUGAAUCUCAGGUAAAUGAGGUCUAAUGUGUUUGGGGAGUUUAUCUUGACAGAAAGCCGGUCGCCUCGCCCUGGGCUCUUCUGUCCACAAAAGAAAUUCAUUGUGUCCACGUGUUGCGGGCCAGGGGCGUGGCCCUCCAUCGCUGUUUAGAAGCCAUACAAUUAGACUGCAAUACUAACUGCGACGCCUGUCGGUCAAAGACCCGCGCGCUCUCCCCGCGCCGCCUCGGUGCGCCCCGGGUCCUGCGCCCUCUGACUCCUCCCGAUUCCAUGUCUUUUUAAAAUGCCUGUUUUCACACUUUAAAAAGCCAGCCCUGAGCAGACAGGCCGUUGUCUCCUAGAAACCCCGCAUCCCGUUCCCAGCGCAUGGGGCGCCCGGAGCAGCCGAGCUUAGCGUAGACCGUGGAUGUCGUAUGUCCGUCUGUCCUUGCGCCCGAGCCUCCUCCUGCAUGUCGGGGGCGUCGCGUGUGUUCUCUCCGGAUGGAAUCACAGCCAAUAAAACAGUGAUUUCACACCGUG
Molecule: messenger RNA, 2164 nt
Organism: Hipposideros armiger (great roundleaf bat)
Lineage: Eukaryota; Metazoa; Chordata; Mammalia; Chiroptera; Hipposideridae
Gene: CPLX1
Product: complexin 1
Exons: 3
Coding region: 149-508 (119 amino acids)
Biological process (GO): regulation of neurotransmitter secretion; neurotransmitter transport; synaptic vesicle exocytosis
Cellular component (GO): SNARE complex; terminal bouton
Molecular function (GO): syntaxin binding
Source: RefSeq, a predicted model, not a curated record